GACCGGAAUGUCUCGUCCGCAGGCCGAGGCGGCGGAUCCCGCUGGUGCCGGAGAACUUGCUCAAGAAGAGGAAGGCGUAUCUGGCCAUCAAGGCCACCCAGGCCAAGGCGGCGCUGCUCAACAAGCGCAAGCAGCAGAAGGGGAAACAGAUCCAGUUCCGACGCCUGGAGACCUUUGUUCGGGAUUCGUGGCGCAAACGCCGGGAUGACACCAGGCUGAGGCGCAUGGAGCAGAGGCCUGGGCAGGCAGCAGCACCUCAGGAGAGCAAACUGGCCUUUGUUGUGAGGAUUGUGGAUAUUAAGGGAGUGACUAAGAGGGUGAARAAAGUGAUGGAGUUGCUGCGGCUGAAGAAGAAUUUCACAGGGAUGUUUGUUAAGCUGACCCCGCUGUCGCUGAAGAUGCUGCGGAUCGUGGAGCCUUACGUGGCGUGGGGACAGCCUAACCUGAAAUCUGUACGUGAACUCAUCCUGAAACGAGGCCAAGCCAAGAUCAAGAAGAAGAGGGUGCCACUGACAGACAACAUGCUGAUAGAGCARCAUUUAGGGGGCUGUGGUAUUAUUUGCCUGGAAGACCUUAUUCAUGAAAUCUACUCAACUGGGAAGUAUUUCAAAAAAGUCACCAGCUUUCUGUGGCCAUUCCAUCUGUCGGUGGCUCGCCACGCGUCACGGAACAGAGUGGGUUUCCUCAAGGAGAUGGGCAAACCUGGCUACAGAGGUGAUACCAUCAACCAGCUCAUCCGACAGCUCAACUAGUCAGGGUCUUUGUAAGAACUUCAGGAUCUAUGACCCGUUCCUUUUCACAUGUACUUUUCAUGGACAUUAUCUACCUGCCAUGAUCUACUUCUCUUGACUGCUGGUGCCUCUAAAAAAGAAAUACAGAGAUGUCGAUGGAGAUGGACUUCAGCCUGGUCCUUCUUAAAGGAGAUAAAUCCUGUGUGGUACAAGAAUUAACUUSCUGGAGCAAUUUGACUUUUGAAUCUCUGUAAAAUAAGUUUUUWUAUGCUCAUUACUGCAGACUUCACUCUUUGAAGUGCACCUGCUUCCUGGGCGUGAAGGGAUAGUGCAGUCACCACAAUAGUGCUGAGAGGCAAAUGAAAAUACCAGGUGUUCUAUUACUGGAGCACAUGUCCUAACAGUGAAUAAUGCMACUUUUUAAGUACCUAGAUGGUAUUUAUUUAAAAAAAAAAAAAAAAUUAUUGUUGUCCUCCUGAUUUACAGAGGACUGCCUUUUUUUUUCUUGCCUGUAUUGGGACAGCUGGAGAGAAUUAUUUCCUGAAAAUAGGAAAGCCCAAAAAGGUUGUAAUAGUUGUGGGGUGGGAUACCUGUAAUUGAUGUUUUUAAAAUAAACUGCUCAAAUUAAAUUAUUGCAACAGAAAGUCCUGUAUCACUGUAAAGGUGGAAAAACAGAGUUAAACACUCUGGCUGAAACGAAUUCAGUGAAGGAAGUGAGCAAGACCAUGGAAGAGUCUGAAUGUUCCAGAGUGCCAAAUCCCAGAUUACUUCCACUACACAAAUGGAUAAGAACACAUGAAGAGUCCUGUGCUGUGUAAUAAAUAUGGACGGCACUGCACUUAAUGAUUGGGUCACUGUGACUGUAUUGUUACUUGAAGACCUAAGUGGAGGCAACCUCUUAAUCCAUAAAUGGAUUUCAUAUGGACUUGAUGCCUUGUCUGGCUUACCUAAAACAGAAYGCAGACAAAAUUCAGAGAAUAAAAAUAAAAGUUCUGUGUAUUGGAGGGCCUUCAGGUAAAUUUAGGGCAGUYCCAGCCCACCCAGGCCUACACCCAAAAUGGACAACAGGUCACAGGUUUUUCAUACUUUGUAAGUUUUGUGUGCACACAGGGUUAAUCCUCAAAUUUCAGCUCCAGAUAAUGARCUCCUUUACUCCCAAGUUUGCUCCCCACAGUUCACUGUUGUUUCCUUAUCUGCUGGUGGCAGUGAGGUGUCCUUGAGUUUUGGGCCUGCAGA
This is a messenger RNA of Malurus melanocephalus (red-backed fairy wren), 1967 nucleotides long. RefSeq names its product ribosomal protein L7 like 1 (gene RPL7L1). The transcript is spliced from 6 exons. Gene Ontology annotation, biological process: maturation of LSU-rRNA from tricistronic rRNA transcript (SSU-rRNA, 5.8S rRNA, LSU-rRNA). The annotation marks the transcript as partial. Gene Ontology annotation, molecular function: structural constituent of ribosome; RNA binding. Gene Ontology annotation, cellular component: cytosolic large ribosomal subunit. Lineage: Eukaryota; Metazoa; Chordata; Aves; Passeriformes; Maluridae. The record is from RefSeq and is a predicted model, not a curated record.